This is a messenger RNA of Dermacentor andersoni, 2882 nucleotides long. RefSeq names its product histone-lysine N-methyltransferase PRDM7-like. Lineage: Eukaryota; Metazoa; Arthropoda; Arachnida; Ixodida; Ixodidae. Gene Ontology annotation, molecular function: protein binding. Gene Ontology annotation, biological process: regulation of DNA-templated transcription. The record is from RefSeq and is a predicted model, not a curated record.
CCUAUCGGGAACGCGCCGAAGGAAACGCAGUGAGCGUCUUUGGGCACGUUAACGCGAGGCGGUAUCUAAAUAUAAUCAAGCAAGGGCUUCGACUUAAGUUGCAUUUCUGCAUACGGGGGAUAAGGUCUGCGUGCACACAAUGCUCAUGCAAGAAGCGCAUGGCAGAAUGCUGUUCCUGCACCGCCAACGCGGCCAACUGAGCAGAGCGUCUACAUCGCUUCAUCCUUUCAACAGCCAAACGCACUGCGCGUCUCCGGAGGACACAACUCGCCACUCAUGGGCCGCCUAUGGGCUAUUAAUAAGAGAACAGCACGACGGCGAAGACGGCUCCACCAAUGGCAACACAAACUGCCGAAGAUGUUAGCCUCUACUUGGUCCGGAUUUCUCAAGCCUGCGUGCGCGUUUCUCACGCAGAAAUGUGGGCCCUUCCCAGGGACAGUGCUAAAAAAGCAAAAAACCCACAGUUUGUUGCUUCUCCAACAGGCAACACGUGACGUGAUCAGGCGACAUCAUCAUCAUCUACCAUGACGUCAUUACGUAACGUCAUGUGUGACGUUAUGACGUUUUAGUCACGUCAAAGGCGAUAUGGUGACGUGACGAUGCCGUUAUUCUGAUAUAUUCGAGUUACAGUUGGAAGCAAUCAUGUCUACAGCUUGUGUGUAAGUUGUACUUUAAGAAUUCUCUCACGUAGUUUACUUUGUAAAAUUGCACUACUUCAAAAAGACACUUGCGCUAAGCGGAGGGUCUCGAGGAAUGGGCAUGUAUGCUGCACUUCUGAAAACGCGUUUACGCGCGCGAAUUACGUCACACGCGCAUGCGCGCCCGACGUACGCCGCUUGUGGUGGUGGCGCUUGUCUAACGUCGGCAACAGCUUUGCUGUGCAUGCACUUAAUAACUUCCUGUUCAUACUUAAAGGUACUGAGAACGUGCAUGUUUAUAUUUAUCAGCAAAAUGAUUUUUUUGGGAAAUUAUCAUCAAACGACCUACACGGACGCUGGAAGCGCUUUCGCGCCGUCUCUGCUGACAUUGUUGUUGUCUCACUGUUCUACUACUAUGGGCGCUUGCGUGGUCCGAGCUUAGGAGAUUACAAGAUUUUCCGUGACACGAACUGCGUUUGGCCCCAAAGUAUAAAUGACGAAGCCACGUGAACGCAUCUUCACGCUUUGUUCAUUCGGCUUACCCGGAGCUAAAUAAGCUUUCUGGCCCCUACUGCUGCCCAGAGCGUCGUGCGUUCACACAUUAGCGUUCGUACUAAACAGCUGUGCGCCUACGACAGCGUGGUGAAGGCCAAGCUAAAUUUAUGCAAUCCUUUCUUCGGACGCUGACCAACGCCGACGGUGUUUCUUCGGUCUCUUCUCGUGCAUCAUCGAGGAAAGUUGCAGCCUCUAAGCAGGCUCCACGUUACACCAGCGUUCCGAGACUGGGAAAUUAUUCUGAGGUGCCCUACAGCCCCAACGAUGAAGCUUGCCGUUAACUUCAACGCUUUUCCUUGGGGCGAACUCUUAUAGUUUUCACUGCACUCCAAAUGUUGUACUACCACAGAAAGACAAAGAAGACGAAGUAGCCAGAAGAUCGACGCUGCGCUGACGGUGGUGGUCGGGUCGGGUUCGGGACAAGUAGGGCGCGCACUUUCAGCUGGUGACGCUGCAGUUUUUUUUUUUUCGAUCUUUAACAUGGCGAGAAGCAGCAACACGGAAGGGAUUCGCCCGUACUUCACGGACCAGGAAUGGGUAAAGCUUCCCGAUUACAUGAAGACUCGCUACGGCAACAUCAAGGCAAACUACGACAUGAUGGUCGCACUGGGUCUUCAGCCACCAGUUCCUGAGUUUAUGAAUCCCAAGCCUGCAGCUCGUAACGUUCCAGCAAAGUCGAAGGCCGGGGGCUUAAGCGGCCAAAAAACAAAGCGCCGGCCCAGAGACCCAGAACCUGAAGCGCGAGCACCAAGGGAAGCACCAGUGAGGCGAUCGAAGAGGACAAAGGCGACAAUAAUAAAGGCCUCGGUAAACAAUGACGCACAAAGCAGCUCCUCAAGCGAACCACGUUACCCGAAGAGAAACCGAAAACGCAUCAAGUACGCGGAGAGUGAAGACGUUUCGGAUGAGGAAGCUCCGACCACUAAAGCCAGCGAAACGCGCUGGUCGACUCGAAUACGUCCCUCAAUGCGCAUCGAGAGCGAAGCGCCUGGCGACGAUCCGCUAAAGAGCAACGACGGUUGUUCUCUUGAAGAACCUAUUAAAUGCCCGGCUCACGGACCAUCGUUUUUUAUCAAACGGGUGCCACUCCAAGACUUCGAGCGAGCCAGAAAAAGUUUGCCCGAGGGCCUCGCAGUUCUCCGUUCUAAGAUUAAGGGAGCCCAACUUGGAAUCUUCACCGUGGUGCCACUUGCCGAGGGUCAUUGCUUCGGUCCCUACGCCCACUCCAGUGUGAAAGGCAGUGACCACAGUGAAGCUGCUGACCAGGAACUGGCUGAGAAGGCAACUUCGCAACAUAACGAGACUAGGCCGGAUAUAGCAAGGUGGAUUCGAUACGUCAACUGCGCUCCCAAUGAGAACGAGUGCAACCUCGUCGUCCUGCAACAAGCCGGGUUGGUGUACUACCAGACUUGCCAGCGCGUGGAACCUUCCAAGGAGCUCCUGUUGUGGUGUGGAAUGCCGCCGACGCCUUGGCAAUACGGAUUGGCUGAUAAAACAGCCGACGGCUUGAUUCGCAGGCGACAACGCGCAACUUUGAGGGCAGCGGUCACAUGCGACUCCUGCGGGUUCUGCUGAUCAUCGAAAUGUCUGCUGGACCGGCAUGGUGAUACCACGCACCCUCUCGCGGAGCACGCGAAGCAGCAGUGCUGAUACUAUCUACAUUACAUUAAUUAAAGGUCCCACAGCGGA